CUUGUGUAGAAGCUGGUGAACUAUCAGCAUUCGUCAUCAGAGAUCAAGUUUUUUGAUUACGAUCUUGGUGCUCGCUCCUGUAAAGGUCAUGACUCUGUAUAAGGCGGUUCGCUUUGAAUGGUCUCUUCACCAGUAUCUUUUCUCGGCUGGUGGCUCUGGUUGUCACUAUUGGGACUAUAACCUCUUGCGGGUGAUGGCAUCGGAUCCGGGUAGGUUCCACUUGCAUUCUGAUGUGCCAACCCAUGCUUGGGGGGUUUUCGGGAAGUGGUAUUCUCGUCUGGGUCCGAGAGACCCAACCAGCCUAUUCUUUAUGGCCAGUUCCAGACCUACGCGGAGUGGUGGCAAGAUUGGUUUGGCGAGGAGGAGGAGGAGGAGGAGUAGAACGAUGUUGAAUGGAAGAAUCGGAACAGCAGAGAUUGCUCAGGUAAGGAUCGUUCUUUUACUCCUCCCCGCGUCCAUCACUUGUUCCUUUUGGCUUUUUUGUUUUCCUCCUUCCUGAGGCAGUCACUCUUUUACUCUUUUCUGGGGGGGCCAUCCCCGGCGGUGGUUGAGGUUUA
Molecule: messenger RNA, 557 nt
Organism: Trematosphaeria pertusa
Lineage: Eukaryota; Fungi; Ascomycota; Dothideomycetes; Pleosporales; Trematosphaeriaceae
Exons: 2
Coding region: 89-499 (136 amino acids)
Source: RefSeq, a predicted model, not a curated record